Fusarium coffeatum is the source of this 1773-nucleotide messenger RNA. RefSeq lists its product as uncharacterized. The coding region runs from base 1 to 1773 and encodes 590 amino acids. The transcript has 2 exons. NCBI's taxonomy places the organism in Eukaryota, Fungi, Ascomycota, Sordariomycetes, Hypocreales, Nectriaceae. The record is from RefSeq and is a predicted model, not a curated record.
AUGGGAUACCUUUCAAGCUAUACCAAUUUUUUCUCAGUCAGUGGCGGCGCGACACGUGCUGGUCUUGGGGGCGCAAGGGCGCAAGAACACCUCGAGAAGGCUUUGGCAGAAGUCGAUGGACUUUCUGCUGCUUUCGUUUACCUCGAUGCAACCGAGAGCACAGGUGUAAGUGCAAAUCGCCCGCGGGAUGAUCUUGCACAGGAGCUCCAAGCACUAUGCGCUACAGCUUCCUUCAACGAGGCAACAGACUCACAGCUUUACGCUGUGCACAAUGACGCUCGUGCCCGCGAGAUCGCCUGGUCAUCAAUCCGAACCGUUCGCGAUGGGAUGUCAGCUCUUUGGGACCAUUUUGUCGACUUUGCAGCAAAUUUGGACAAUCCAGCCAUCAACAAUAUUCUUGCUGACUAUCAGGACGCCAAAGGACUCCGACAGACCGGUGCGAUUGCCUUUCGAAACACGGUGACUGGGUUGGUCCCAAACGACCUCUGCAAAGUAUUUGCUUUCUGCAGCUUAUCAUACGUCGUUUCUUGUCUAUUGUACUCCAGAAAUCGGAUAGCAAAAGGCGAUAUCCUUGCUGGUAUUCGUCUAUGGUUGGAUGCUUUGGAGAAGGAGGAUGAGCGGGAGGCUUUCAAGCUGCUCGCCGAGCAUCUUUGGCCCGAAGCACGAAACCAUCUUCACUUCAUGGAGUUUGGCUUGGGGGAGCAAUCUCAAAGACAAGCGACCAGUUUACGGCGUGGCGGAACUCCUUCAUCUAUACUUCCAACCUACACACAGCUCGCCUCGCCCUCUUUCACUAACCCCUACCUCGACCACCAGCCAUUAUCGAGAUGUAAUUUCCAGAGCGAUGUUCAUUACAGCGAGGAUGAUACUCCAGUCCACCCGACAUCACAUACCCAGUCCGAAGGGGUAGACCCUUCGCUCCUUACUCUGCAAGAAGCAAGAGAUAGCUUGUCAAUGUACGCUCAAUACCUCACACAGUUGACACAUGACUCGUGUGACUUUUCUCUUGGUUCAUCCGGUCCUCCAGAAUCCUUUCCGACUAUAUCGCCGACCCAUUGGCAAGAUCUUGACCCAGGCCCCUCCUAUCCUAUCAACUUUGAGAUGAGUCUAACAGAGGAUAACGAAUUCGCCGUACCCUGGGCCCCAGCGCAGUCGCCUGCUAUGUAUGACUCGCAGAGGGAACUGCUAAGCAGUCAGACUCAUAUCUUAUCUUCUUCAACCACAGCAGCCGAGUCCGAUGCGAUAAGACAACUUCAGGAUACCUCUGUGUUCAGAGCUGUAGUGCGAUUUAUCCACGAAAACGCAUGCUUCUGGCAUGACCUUGCCGGUGGCGGACUGGCAUCGAAGGACUUUCGAUCGUGUCUUGCCUGGUGUCAAGAGAGAUUGCCACAGAAGACACAGCUACAAGCAUCUUUCAUUCAACCCCUGUCAUCACAAAAGAACGAGCACGAUCUGGUAUCCCGUGGUAUAGUUGCCAUUGCGGAAGCGUUCUUCGAGCGAGGGUUGCUACAAUACCGGGAGGAUAUCGAGUUCUAUAUGGAACGGGCAGGAAAAUUGUUGUUCGACGAUCGAACGGCAUAUCGAGAGUUCCGUGAUUGGGUCCAUGGUUUCCACGCAAGCCCAUCGCCGUCUGUAUCCACGACACAGAAGUCUGCCCCCAAGUUCGUUACGCUUCACUUGAUACCCUACCUACAGGUCUUUGCUGAUCAAUUAUUAGAAUCCUCUUCUCGUGCGAUGAAUGCGACUACACUACCGAUCGAAAAUUCAAUUUGA